AUGGGCCUCUUUGACUUCUUCAAGUCCUCUAAAGAGGAAUCUCCCCGUACCCAAGAACCAACCUGGGAUCCUAAUACCAUGACGAUGCAACAACCGUCCAGUCCUCCUGCUCCCAUUGUGGACCGUGCUGUGUCGGAGCAACCGGAGAAGAUGCAGUUGCGUGGUGGGGGUGCGGGUGAUUGUUGCUGCGGAAUGUAG
Messenger RNA from Aspergillus pseudonomiae, 198 nucleotides. RefSeq lists its product as uncharacterized. The coding region runs from base 1 to 198 and encodes 65 amino acids. Lineage: Eukaryota; Fungi; Ascomycota; Eurotiomycetes; Eurotiales; Aspergillaceae. The transcript has 2 exons. The record is from RefSeq and is a predicted model, not a curated record.